CCAAAUAUAACACAAUCGCUAUGCCAUUACCACUAAUACUGGAUAAAUAUAUUGUCAAAACUAGUGAAAAAUUAAAUAAAAAUAAUACGAAAAAAUGUCCAAAUUUUGCUACUGAAACAACACCUGAAGAGAGGAAAAAUGUUUUUAAACUAAUUAAUACCCCUACGGAAGAAACAACUGAAACUACAUCUUUGAGUUCACGUUCUUCGGCUUCAAAAAUUAUUCGAUCAUCAUUUUCUGGACCAAUGGAUGAUUAUAUAGUUAGAGCUCUGUCACCUGAGGAUACAAAAAAGUUUCAUCAACUUCUUUUACAGCUUACAGUUUCUUGCGGAUGGGCACUGCAUUGGGUAAAUAAACCUGAGGCAGCUGAAUUGUUUGAAUUUCUUAACCCACUUCUUAAACUUCCGGACCGACGUUUGAAAGAUGAACAAUAUGCUAAAUAUAAGAAGUAUUAUACAAUUAAUGAUCCUGGAGAAACACAGUGGAACAGCUUUUAUAAUAUUUGUUCAAGCCUUAUACGGUCACAAAAAGCACUACAGAUUCUUGCUAUUAAGUUCGAACCACCCAUUAGAGAAACGUUACGUGCUAGAGCAGAACCAAAAUUAAAACCUUUACAAAUGAGCAAGUUACGUGCGGAUAUUAUGUAUAAUCAUCGGCUUCAAUCACAAAAUCAAAUAUAUGCAUAUGAUGAUAUUCCCGAGCAGCAACCUAAUAUAAUUGAAAUGGAUUCUGUUGAACAAACCAACCCUAAUAUUGAAAUGUCAACUUUAAUCAGCAGAGAUAAUUCUUUUUCUGAAGAUGUGGAAUUAAAUAUAUCAUCAGAAAAUAUAUUAUCAGAAAAUAUAUUUUCGGAAAAUAUAUCUUCAGAAAAUAUAGAACUAGAAGAAUCUUCAGACGAUGAAUUAGAUGAACUUACAAGUACUCAAGGGCGUGAGAAUACGAACUAG
This is a messenger RNA of Scutellospora calospora, 947 nucleotides long. The record is from the annotation of a GenBank genome assembly. NCBI's taxonomy places the organism in Eukaryota, Fungi, Glomeromycota, Glomeromycetes, Diversisporales, Gigasporaceae.